Messenger RNA from Coccomyxa subellipsoidea C-169, 3711 nucleotides. RefSeq lists its product as hypothetical. Lineage: Eukaryota; Viridiplantae; Chlorophyta; Trebouxiophyceae; Coccomyxaceae. Bases 1 to 3711 code for a protein of 1236 amino acids. The transcript is spliced from 17 exons. The record is from RefSeq and is a predicted model, not a curated record.
AUGGUUUACCUUACAAACCUGGCAAAGCUGGGCGGACGGGGCGGCACGCGCGGCCGGCGAUUCAGCUUUGUCAGCUUUGGCAGCUUUGUCACGUGUGUCAGGUUUGUCAGGUGUGAAAGCUUUGUAAGCUUUGACAGCUCUGUAUCCUUCGUAAGCUGUGUAAGGGUUGUCAUGUGGAUGGCCGGAUUUGGCUCAUUAUUGAGGUUUGUCAGCUUUGUUGGCUGGAUCCAGCUUUGCCAGUCUUGCCCAAUAAGGGCAGCUUGUUCAAAGGCGAUUAAUGCGCAACAACACUGGGUGGCAGACACUAGGGGCCCACAUAGUUCGGUACUAUGUGGGCCCCGAAGAUGUCGCUAUGGAUGCCUUGCCAGUCCGCGUGUACUACAUACGCCACACAGCACAUUCCUGAAGGCGACAUCCCCAUCUUGCGCGGUUCUGUGCACGCCUAAUAGCGAAUUUGUACAAGGUGUUCCGUCUAUUUCGAUCUUUCAUGCUAAUUCACGUGCUUCUGACACUAGUAUUUACCAAAUGCCUCGACAAAAUUCCGAGAGGUCACGUGUCUCGCCGCACGGCUGCUGCGGUCUCGGGUUGCGAGCAUGGAUUACGAUUCAGGUACGAAGAUGCGACUUGGUCCUUUGUCAUAGUGUGUGUUGCAAAAGCUUUGUGCUUGACAGUGGUCGGUGCUUGCUGUUUUGCAGGGCCGGGGACGACCAUGUAACGUGCGGUUACAGGCGCUUGGUCCCACGUCUGAUACUAACUAGAGAAGGUGUCCAUAAAUGGCCACUGGGGGUGUGUACAUUUUGGGGGGGUCCCUCGCGGCCAUGGGCAGACAUCACGCUGGGAAAGGAGAUUGGUAGCUGGCUGGGGGCGCUGGUUGCCCAUAGAAAGAACACUGACUCGCGGGCACCAAAGAGGGGAUGUAGAGCUGCCAGAGCCAGGGACGCCCCUCCUGAACAGCGGAGUGCGUUCUCCAGGCAGAAAGUGCAGCUAUAUGUGGAGACCUCACCUUGUGUGUGGGCUGCGGAGUGGAGACCACCGGUGGUGCGGAGGCGUGUCCAGCCUGCCGCAAGGGUGAACACAGUCUGGAGGAAUUCGCAGAGGAGGGGAAAGAGGAGGUGCCACUGCAGGCCCCUUUCUGGAAUUGAGCGCCGGGUCGCAGGCGUGGAGCAGUUUCCUCUCCGGGUCGGGCCGCGUGCGUUCCAACAGGAACUGCAGCACGCGCUCGCGCACCGCAGUGUUGAUGGCUAUGGGGGGCCAGCUGGCCUCCACAGCAGCGAAGCGGGAGUUGCUGACUUUGCUCUGGAGCACUGCCCGGAUGCCCUGCCGACAGAGGCCAUGGAUCAGCAUCCCACCCAGGACUCGCCGCUGGGCAUUCAGCGUCACCCCGCCGAGGAUUGGCCUCCUCUGACAAGAAGCCGGCUGGCCAGUCCAGACCCAAUGGCCCGUCUGACAGGAGCGAGUCCCGUCGCCUCCUGCCAUCUGCAUGGCCCGCAGGGGCGGGGACCGUCUGACCUUGAGAAGCUGACGCUGCAGCUGCUGGCAGCGGACUCGCAGCUGGUAGCUGCGAAUUGGGUUGGCCAGCUGCUGGCUCAUAUACAGCUGCGCCCUGAGGCUCCACAGAAUUUCCCGCCUAGUCAGAGGAGCGAUCGCAGCGCUCUGUCCCGACAGCCUGUCAGUACGCAGCGUGCGAACAUUCUGGCGGCAGGGAUGCCCGGCUUCAGGCUGGUCGGCCGGCGGAGGGACCACAACUACUGCUCUUGCUGUACGGAGCUCGAGCAGGAAGUUGACAGAGCAGUGCAGCUCCAGAGGCAGAGGGAAGCCGAGGCGCCGAGGCUUGCCCAGUCAGGCGCUCUUGCACCGGCAGCCGCGGCCGCGCCGGCGCCGGUCAGCGCAGCUGUGGAAGCUGCGGGCGCAGCUGUGGCAGCUGCAAAGCUGCAUCAGGAGCUGGUGGAGGAAUGCCUGAAAAGGCACUCAGAAGCAGCCCGCCGACAGCGCCAGCUGGUGGCGUGCGCUGAGGCCGAAGCUGUGCAGCUGCGCUGCGAGGUGCCGCCGCCGCAGAAGCUGUGCUCCCAGCCCUUCGCAACAGUGCAGGCCGUCAGCAUCUUGCACUAUGACAAGAAGACCCCAAAUAAACUGCCUGACACGGCGCGUGAGCUCGCCGGCGGCUGGGGCAGGGAGCGGAAGGUGAUAGAAGUGCACGGCGUUGCAGACUUGAGCACCGGCCGCAGCUACGAGUACCUAAUAUUCAAGGGGCAGAACUACAGCGGCUGUGCAACCACCGGCAUCAAUGUCAUCAUGCACCACGCCUUGACAACGCUGAAUGGGGAGCGAGUCUUGGUGGUGGUGCUCGACAAUGCCGCUGACCAGCAUAAUAACUUGUGGGCAAGAGUACCUCAGUUGAUGGUCGAUGCCGGCGUCGUGGAGCGGUGCCUCCUCCUCUUCCUGCCGGCAAACCACGCCAAACACAUGGCCAAUGCGGCGCAUGGCAUGCUGACGACAGCGAUGCGAAGAGCAGAUGUGCUCACCACUGACCAGCAGGGCUGCUUGGCGAAUAGCCUGCCAAACAUGCAGAGCAGCAUCCUUAUCCCAGCAGCUGUUGCAGACUUUGCAGCGUGGAUGUCCUCAGUUUACACAGAGCAUAAUAUGCUCCACGUCAGCAAAUUUUCAGUAUUCAUGGCGGACAAGGCCUUCGGCGGCACCAUGCUGCUGGGGAGGGGCGCGGACAAUGUGCAAUGGUUCCGCUGGGCGGCGAGGCAGGCACCCUUCCAGCGCGCCCAGUUGGACAGCCUCCGGCCCAAGCCGCCGCGGCAGCCGUCAGAUAUUGCGAAGCGCACAGCGGCUCAGCUUGGACCCAACUGCUGCAACCUGCAGGGCUGGGAUGGGCAGCCGGCUGUGAUCAGAAAAGCCCCCGUCAGGACGCGGCUGCGCCAUCAAGCAGAGCAGCCAUUUUAUGAAAGGAUCAAGCUGCUGAUGCGGCCCUGGGAAGGUGGCGGGACGGGGAUGCUGGAGGGGGCCAUCGCUAUUCCAGCAUUUCUGCCGGACCUGCCAAUGGGCCCCUUUCAGCUGACCCCAGACCAGCUACCGGAGCUGAAGCGCGCCCAGAGCAUCGAGCCGCCAAAAUAUCAGAAGGACUCCUUUGUUAUUGCAGGAAUCUGCCAGCUGGAGAGCGCACGCCAGGGUCUGCAGAAAUUCAUGGCUCUGGCUGCAACGCUCGGUGUAGCUGCCAGCAAAUUGAAGAGCUGGUUCCUCAUGCAAGCUCUGGCAGACCAGCGGCGCGCUGCAAAGGAGCUGGCCACAGCCCCAGCACAGGUUGCAUCGGCGACCGCCCUCUUGCGCAGCCGCUCGUCGACACCCCCAGCGCUGGCCCGCCAGCAGAUCUGGGCAGCCGAGAUGGCGUCAGCGGCAAUGCCCCGGCUGCAGCGCGCAGCGGCAAGGCAGCAGAGCAUCGAGCACCUGCACCGUCAGCAGAUUUGUGGCAAGCUAGUGUCUAUUAAGAGAAGUGUUGAGGUUGCCCUGGCACCAGAAGUUGUGAUUUUAGGUACUCUCGCUGAUUGCAAGGGCUUUAUGCAGAUGGCCUUUGUUGUUGUGUUUUGCCAGGUUGGUCAAAGCAGGUGCUAUGCAGACCUCGGCAUAGCCACCUUGCAAGACCAUGCCUAUAUUGCUUGCACUACUGCAGAGGAGCACAUGGAGGCAACAGCGACUUUUGAAGCUUGA